AUGCCACCAUCAACGAGAAAAAAGCGCACUGCCGUGCUGAGCACAUUGGGCAAUGAUUGGGGAAGCACCGCCAUCCGACUCUUCUUUUACUAUAUCGAGGAGCAGCGGCUCGAGUGGGUGAACAACCGAGCCGCGUCGAACAAGUGCGACGAGACCCGGUACCACAACGGCUCAUGGAGUGGCUACAUCGACGUCUCGGGCAACGGGCCCGUCUACACCGGCGACGAUGUGCCCUCGGCCUUCCAGAUCCCGGCAAAGCUCAUCAUAGGCAAAGGCAAGGGCAUCGACAAGACGAACCCGCUGCUCGCCGUGAUGAAGAGGAACAAAGGCGACGCCGUCUUCAAGAGGCGGUGCGAGGAAGGCCCGGUGGCGGCCGUCAGGACGUUCGCGGCGCAGAUCGAGAUGCAUGUCCAGAGCAAGAACAAGCCCCUGGAGAUCGUCGAUUUCGGCCUGACGGUGCCCGCGCACUGGACGCUCGAUGAGAUGGAGAACUACGCCAAGGUGCUGAAGAGGGGCCUCCCGCGCUCGCUGCGGCAGGGCGACUCGCGGCUGCGCAACCUCUACUUCAUGACCGAGGUCGAGGCGUUUGCGCACUUCUUCUUCCACGACCCGGACCGCGUCGAGGAGGUGCUCGGCAACGUUGUCAAACACUUUGUCCUGUUUCUCGAUUUCGGGGGUCACAGCAUGAACGGCUGCAAUUUCUUCAUCAGAGGAGCCGACGGCAAGUUUGCCUUCAUCCGAGCCCAGGAACCCUUCGGUGUCGUUGGCGGCUCCGCGCAGUGGGAGGCCGCCGUCGGCGAGUUCUGCGCCAAAAACACGGUGUCGUCCAGCGGCGCCAUGUCCGAGGUCUCGGCAGAGAUCUAUAACAGGCUUCUCAAAAAGUUCCGAGAGGAGCUCAGAAUGCUUGUACGCGACGUCUUUAGCGACAUCGAGCUGCGCGCCAAGCAGCCCGAGGGACCCAACGGCGGCUCCGGCGACGUCUGGACGACCAUCAGCGCGAACCAGUCCGCCGCCUUCUUCAGAGAAGCCACCUCCGCGCCGCUGCACCUGGCCCAGAGCCAGAUAAAGGAGCUGGCCAGGCUCCAGCGCCGGUGCCCCGGUGUCGGUGCAAAGGUCAUCGUCUCGGGCGGCACCGCCAAGAACGAAACCGUACAAGGCGUGUUGAGGGACAUUUGUAUUGCUGCUGGCCUCGACGAGCCAGUCUUCGUUCAUGAUAAUAUGGGCAGUCACGAGUCGUUCAAUAUCGCGAGAGGCGCAGCCUUGGCCACAGCGGCCAAUAUGACACUGCUGCAGUUCAUGGAGAACGGCGCCGUCUUCGGCAUCCAGAUGCUUCAAGGUGAUAGAGCCAACACUGAGAAGUACUGGGACGACAAGGCAUCUAUCGUGCUGUCUGGAAAGGGUCGUGAGUGGAGAGAAGGGCAGCCGUAUGUCGUCACAGUAUCUGGUGCGGACCGGUUCAAGAUCAUAUGCGAGCCGCUGUCGGACAAGGCGUCUCGCAGGAAGUAUCUGGACUGCACGAACACGUACGACGUCCUCGACCUCCUCGUCCCCGAUCGAGGCGACUGGAUCUUCUCGCUCUCCAUGGCGCCCGGGGACGAGGGCCUGCUGCUGAAGAGAACAAAGGUCUCGGGGCCAGACCGCGAGACGCAAAAGCUCCAUCUCGAGAUGGAGUUCCGCCGCUCUCAGUUAUGCUUCCUGGUCAAUGCCGACGAUUCGAUCGAGUCCCUGCACAUGGGCCUCGGGGUCACGGCAGACGGGGAGUUGGUCGCCCUCACAGAAGAGUUGGAGCAGAGCCUGGAGCUGAAAAAGGAGCAGGCCAGGAGGGGGGCGGAAACUUCAGCCGCAGUCGGCCUUGGAGAUCCCUACGAUGAUUAUCAUAGACCACCCGCCCCCGCCGCUCGCCUUUCUCUGCGAAGAGCGCGGUCCCCCGAUGAGGCGGCCGAGGACGAGAGACCCAAGAAGCGCAGCGGCCGUUGGAAGCCACAGGGUCGACUGCCGGAACUCAAGCCCGCGCGCAGUCGUUACUUUGAGGAAUCUCAGGCGGGAGACUUGCAGGACGAAGGCGAGGAUCAAGACAGCUUCGGCUCCAGUGACGAGAGCUACCGUGAAGCCGAUACCUCCAGAGAUUCAUCUGCGAGCUUGGGGGCGCUUAGCUAG
This is a messenger RNA of Colletotrichum higginsianum IMI 349063, 2157 nucleotides long. RefSeq lists its product as uncharacterized. The transcript has 6 exons. NCBI's taxonomy places the organism in Eukaryota, Fungi, Ascomycota, Sordariomycetes, Glomerellales, Glomerellaceae. Bases 1 to 2157 code for a protein of 718 amino acids. The record is from RefSeq and is a predicted model, not a curated record.